Messenger RNA from Plectropomus leopardus (leopard coralgrouper), 3150 nucleotides. The record is from RefSeq and is a predicted model, not a curated record. Lineage: Eukaryota; Metazoa; Chordata; Actinopteri; Perciformes; Serranidae.
UCUGCUUACGUGCCUGCGCGCAGAAAACACUGCAGGCGCAAACAACAGCCAAAACACGCAGUCGCAGUCAUGGCGAGGUUAAGCGAGCAUGGGAUCCGCCUGAGUUCUAUGAGUCCCUCCUUCCUGAACAGCAACUCUACAAGUCACACCUGGCCCUUCAGCGCGGUGGCAGAGUUGAUAGACAAUGCAUCAGAUCCUGGUGUGUUGGCUAAACAGAUCUGGAUAGAUGUAGUAGAAGUAGCCGGCCACUUGUGUCUAACCUUCACUGAUAAUGGCAGCGGCAUGACGCCCAGCAAACUACACAAGAUGCUCAGCUUUGGUUUUACAGAAAAGGGUUUGGGGAAAGCCAAUCAGCAGGCCAUCGGCGUGUACGGGAACGGUUUCAAGUCGGGCUCCAUGCGUCUGGGCCGCGAUGCGCUCAUCUUCACUAAGAACGGCGGCUGCCAGACUGUGGGAAUGUUGUCUCAGACCUACCUGGAAAACGUCAAGGCCCAGGCCGUCAUUGUCCCCAUCGUCCCUUUCAACCAACAAACCAAGUCUCUGGUGGUGACCGAGGAUUCAGAGGCCAGCCUGGCAGCCAUCCUUCACCACUCCAUCAUCACCUCCCAGGAGCAGAUACUCGCACAUUUUGACUCCAUUCUCUCCAAAAAGGGAACCAAGAUAUUAAUCUGGAACAUCCGCAGGGCCAAAGAUGACAAGCCAGAGAUAGACUUUGAGACCGAUGUGAGCGACUUCCGUUUGCCUGAGAUUCAGAUUGAGGAGCUGAAGAAGGGUCUGAGGAGUACUGGAUCCCUGAGGGCCGAACAGAACAUCCCGGACAUGCACUACAGUCUCAGGGCGUACCUCAGUAUCUUGUACCUGAAGCCAAGGACACAGAUUAUACUGCGGGGGAAGAAGAUUUUGGCUAAACUGGUGUCAAAGAGGCUGAAAUACAUCGAGCAUGAUGUUUACAAACCUCACUUCAGUAAAGAGAAGGUGAAAGUGACCUUUGGGCUGGACCCCAAAAACAAAGACCACUAUGGCAUCAUGAUGUACCACAGGAACCGACUCAUUAAAGCCUACGAGAAAGUGGGCUGCCAGCUGAAGGCCUCAGGUCAAAGGGUGGGAGUUGGGGUCAUCGGUAUCAUCGAGUGUAACUUUCUCAAACCUGCUCACAACAAGCAAGACUUUGAGUACACCAAAGAAUACAGGCUCACCCUCGGUGCUUUGGGCCUAAAACUGAAUGACUACUGGAAAGAGGUGACAGAGAAGAGGGCCAGAGAACGAGAGUUUCAGGCUCUAGAGAAAGAUGAACAUAUAGAAGAGCAGGAGGUGGAUGAGGGUCCCCUUUGGUUACAGUGUGAAGAGUGCCUGAAGUGGCGAAACAUCCCUGCAAAUCAUUACAAGGUGACUCCUGAAUCUUGGAACUGCAGCCAGAACCCCAAUCCACGUUACAGAAGCUGCUCUUCACCAGAGGAAGCAGAGGACAGCCUGGAGCUGUUAACACCCAGCUACCAGAAAAACCACAAGAAACAAGAGCAUCCCAAAAGCAGAAAACGAGAAAAAUCAUUGGAGGUGUGUGGAGUCCAGGGUCAAGCGGCUAAACAUCAGAUCCUCUCACGCAGCACAUCAGAGCCGAGCCAGCCCACCUUCCAGUCCACACACACACCUGAACACACAAGUACAGCAGGUCAACGCCACACAGAGGAAAACACACAGCAACAUGAUCAGACAAACACAGAUCACCCAACAGAAAACGUUACAGACACACUUGAUGAUGCACAGACACAAAGUACAGUCACAGCUGGAGACACACAACAGAGACCCGUGGGAAGAGGCACGGUCAUUAAAGACCACACAGUCACACAUGUGGAAAAUGGCACAGAUGAUCCCAGGCUGGAAGAGAAAAACACAAACACGGAGAGAGAGGAGGAGAAUACGGACACAUUUAGCCACAAAAGGAAAUCAGGAUCAUACAUUUGCUGUGUGAAAAAGAAGCCAUGUGUUUGGGAGGGGCAACAGCCUGACUCAGAAAACAUGGCAGAAGAGGAGAUGAAUCCUGAGAAACAAACAAAUAUAUUUGAAAAACUCUCCUUGAAGAGCAUCGACCAGGACAGUCGAGUAGAGAAACCAGGAGAAUCUGCACAGCGAACCCUCACCUGGACGAACUCGCUCCCCUCCACCCAGACUGUGAUGGUUUCUCCUUUAAGUCGAACAGCAGAGCCGCGGUGCAGACCACUGCCUCCGGACAGGAAUGACCGGGAAACUAACGUGCAGAGGCUUGCCGGUUUGGAGAAAGAGGCCCAGAGGCUGAGGACGCUUCUGGGUCUGGAAAUCGAAAAAACAACUCAAGGCACAAUGACGACACCUGACAGCAGUGCUGAAAAAUUAAAAGAAGGGCAGGUGACUCCACAGGCACCCACAGCGAGGAGAGAGGUCGGCUGCCAGACGGACAUGGUUCAGAGCUCUACCUCAUCCAGCAGCCCGAUCCAGGCUCCAGGACAUCAGGGGGUGGUGGUCCUGGGUCAGAGAGCUGUUUGUGGGCCAAAGGAGCAGCAGAUGGAGCAAAACCUCAGCAGAUCUUCACAGGAGAAUCUGCGCAGCAUCCGUAACAACGUGGUGGUGCUUCUCACUGCCCUCUUGCCCCAACUGGACCUGGCUGGAAUCAGCAUGGACACCACUGACGUGGACAACAUCCUGCAGCAGAUCAUAGAGGUCAACUCACUGAAACUAUAAAUUAUGUUGUAAGAGUUUUGUUGACAAAGAUUAAUAUGUUUGUUCUGUGUUCUUACGCAAAGUUUGAGUUGGAAUUUAAAGUUAUUUUUCAAUUUUUAAUCACCACUUAUCAAGUUUGCAGUGGCUGCAAACAUAUUGGCAGUUGGUGACAUUAUUUUGUCACAUCCUCUGAUGAUUUCUGGCACUUAUCUAUUUUUUGUUGUUAGCCUUUCUGCCCCAUUUCUACAGGAAUUCAAGUUUUUUUAUUUGAAGUUCCCUCUCUAUUUUCAGCGUGUUGUGUUGCUGUUUUGUUUUUGUUGUUUUGCUUGUUUUUACUGACUAUUUAAAUAAGUUUUAUACACAUGUUGUUAACAUGGAGUUUUGCUUGUUUGUGGAUUUGUCCAUGAAUCCUUUUUAAACAAGGCUUUUCAUGUUUGCAAUAAAAUACUAAAAGCA